CCAAGCAAGACCGUCUCAUCCUCUUCUAGUCUCCAACAUCACUUGCGCCGAGCAACAUCUGAUCUCGAGAACGAGGAGGAGCAAAAAUGGGCUCUGCUGCUGCUGCUGCUGGUGCCUCAGUUUUAUCGCGAGUGGUUCUGAUGAGAGCUGCCUUCUUCGCACUGUGUGCUCUCGUGGCUUUGCCGGCUCUUGCGCAGGCGAAGCACGGAGGCGUCACCAGGCAUUACAAGUUUGAUAUCAAGAUGCAGAAUGUGACGAGGUUGUGCCAGACCAAGAGCAUUGUCACGGUCAAUGGCCAGCUCCCGGGGCCUCGAAUCAUCGCUAGAGAAGGUGACCGGCUCUUGAUCAAAGUGGUGAACCACGUCCAGUACAAUGUCACACUCCACUGGCAUGGAGUCCGACAGCUCAGGAGCGGGUGGGCUGAUGGACCGGCAUAUAUCACGCAGUGCCCGAUUCAAACCGGCCAAACCUUUGUCUACAAUUUCACCGUGACUGGCCAAAGAGGAACACUACUUUGGCAUGCCCACAUAUCAUGGCUCAGGGCGACUCUAUAUGGCCCGAUCGUGAUCCUCCCAAAGAAACAUGCUUCUUACCCUUUUCCCCAGCCUUUCCAAGAAGUCCCCAUCAUUUUCGGAGAAUGGUGGAAAGCUGACACAGAAACCAUCAUAAGCCAAGCCUUACAGACCGGAGGAGCGCCGAAUGUCUCCGAUGCCUACAUGAUCAAUGGCUUUCCGGGACCCGUACGCAACUGCUCGGCUAAAGUCGGUUUCAUAACAUCUUGUUCAGAUUCGUUCAAGCUUAAAGUGAAGCCCGGAAAGACCUACCUCCUUCGCCUCAUCAACGCUGCCCUCAACGACGAGCUCUUUUUCAGCAUCGCGAACCACACGCUCACCAUCGUAGAGACCGAUGCAACUUACGUGAAGCCCUUCAAAACUCGCACCCUACUGAUCGCCCCGGGACAGACCACCAACGUCCUGCUCCGAACAAAAUCUAAGGCCCCGAACGCCACAUUCAUCAUGGCGGCUCGGCCCUAUGCUACCGGCCCCGCCACCUUCGACAACACCACCGUCACUGGAUUCCUCGAAUACACUAAACCGUCUUCACCCUCAAAUCCUAAAUCAUCCAAACUGCCUCUCCUCAUGCCAACCCUACCGAAAUUCAACGACACGGCACUCGCCACGAAAUACACCCAAAAGUUACGUAGCCUAAACACCGCCCAGUUCCCGGCAAAAGUACCCCAGACAGUGGCCAAGAAGUUCUUCUUCACUGUCGGCCUAGGGUUGAACCCGUGCCCCAAAAACCAAACCUGCCAAGGUCCUAACAACACCAUGUUGGCCGCUGCAAUAAACAACGUCUCCUUCGUGAUGCCGAAGACGGCCUUACUCCAAGCUCACUUCUUCAAGCAGUCCAACGGGGUUUACACUACUGAUUUCCCCGCCAACCCGCCUUUCAAGUUCAACUACACAGGUACGCCACCGAGCAACCUCAUGGUGACUAGCGGCACGAAGGUGGUGGUCCUGCCAUUCAACACGACCGUGGAGCUGGUGAUGCAGGACACGAGCAUCAUCGUUGCGGAGAGCCAUCCUCUUCACCUCCAUGGAUUCAACUUCUUCGUGGUGGGUCAGGGUUUCGGGAACUUCAACCCGCAGAAGGACCCAAACAAAUUCAAUCUGGUCGACCCGGUAGAGAGGAACACGGUGAGCGUGCCGUCCGGUGGGUGGGUGGCCAUCCGGUUUCUUGCGGAUAACCCAGGGGUGUGGUUCAUGCAUUGCCACUUGGAGGUUCACACGAGCUGGGGGCUGAAGAUGGCAUGGGUCGUCAUGGACGGAAAGGGUCGGAAGCAGAAGUUGCCGCCGCCGCCGGCCGAUCUACCAAAGUGUUGAUUACUUUAUCGUUAUUAUUAUUUUGAUUUCCCUUUCUAAGUGCAAUUUUGCAUUAGCUUUUGCCCUGCUCUUUGAUUCUUUCUAUGUAUUACUUAAAGUUGAAUCUCAAAUCUCGACGAAGCAAAGUUGGCUACCCUUUA
Messenger RNA from Syzygium oleosum, 2023 nucleotides. Its product is annotated as laccase-17-like. Gene Ontology annotation, molecular function: hydroquinone:oxygen oxidoreductase activity; copper ion binding. Gene Ontology annotation, biological process: lignin catabolic process. The record is from RefSeq and is a predicted model, not a curated record. Gene Ontology annotation, cellular component: apoplast. The transcript has 6 exons. Bases 87 to 1883 code for a protein of 598 amino acids. NCBI's taxonomy places the organism in Eukaryota, Viridiplantae, Streptophyta, Magnoliopsida, Myrtales, Myrtaceae.